Fusarium verticillioides 7600 is the source of this 3237-nucleotide messenger RNA. RefSeq lists its product as hypothetical. Lineage: Eukaryota; Fungi; Ascomycota; Sordariomycetes; Hypocreales; Nectriaceae. The transcript is spliced from 2 exons. Bases 1076 to 1579 code for a protein of 167 amino acids. The record is from RefSeq and is a predicted model, not a curated record.
CAACGCAUAGCACAAUGAAUGCAUAAGUAAGUAGGUAUGGAGCUAUGAUUGACAGACAGGCUGCAAGGCACCUCUAGCCAGCCCUGAGCCAGCCAGCCAGCCAUGCGCCAUGUUUCCAUUUGUUCCAUGCUUUCCAUGCACUCGUUGCAUGGUUCUAGCAAUUUCUGGUGUGAGCCGGCCCGUCUUCCAAGAGCCUCACCUUGACCCUCGCCCAGCUCCUCCCACCAUCACAGCUCAAGCCAUCUCCAGGCCGGAGCUACUAUUCCUUUCGCCCUCCAAAAAUGGGAACAAGAUACAGAUAUCGAGAUCUGGGACGUCACUUGCGCGGCCCAAAUUCCUGAUGCCUUGGAUUAGGCUCUCGAUGAUGACGGUGAACUCACACAAACUGGGGAAGAAACAGAAACUGGAGUUGCAAUGACUUCAUGAUUCCCCACGUUUUCUUUCGCUUGUGAAUGCACCAAAAAUUUCACUGAGGGUGCAAGCAACAUGAACCUCUACGGGUUGGUUGGUGUUAACCAAAAAACAAAGGUGUAUCUGGAUGGAAAUUUACGAGAAACCUGAUACACCUCAUCCUCCUCUCUCCAUCUCCCAUCGCACCUCUCCGGACAACCAGCCGAUGGUCUUUUUUCCUCCCUCGCUCUUAUGCCGUAAACCGGCGGUCAGAAGAUGAGGGCAUGCUUAAGCUGCCGCCUUUCCGUGCCUAAUACAGGACAGGCUACACCACGGAAACGUAGGCGAACAUCGUGAGAUGUUCUAGAGUCUAAAAGCCCAAGAGGGGGGAGAGUCGCAUACUGCAAUUCCCAUUACAUGAGGAAUUCCUGUUUCGACCUGGCGCAUCAGAAUCAAUAAGGCCUGGCGAUGGCAAAUGCUGGGGUCAGAGUCUUAACCUAACCGUUUCGACGUCUGUGCCCGGUUCUCGAACCUGGAGUUUUGGUCUAGCUCGCCCGCGAUUCCUAACUUUGACUCCAUUCACUAUUGAGUCUGACUCUGUCUUCGUCGACACGCAGAUGUCGUUAGCCCUUUUCUCCUCAAUGAUAUCCCUGUCAGGACGAGACGGGCUGUAUAAGCUUUGGAGAUGGGGGGCGCUUCGCCUGGGGAUAGCUACCAUUUAGUGAAGCCCCCCCACGAGUCAACGUUGGCGAGAGGACCCCGAGUUCACGAUUCGAAUGGUUGCGUGGCAGCGUCUCGUUUUGCAUCGUGGGCUUCAUUUUCAUUUUCAUUUCCCUUCUCCUCAUGGAGUUAUGUGUUAUUGUUACUCACUGUUUUCACCACUCCGUUACACCCCCCAGUCCUUGACCCUCCCUCCCUUAUCCCUUUCUCCUUCGCUGGCGGCUGCUUUUUUCCCUUUUUCUCCAAUUGCCCCUCCCACCAUCAGUUGAGACCGUCCAGGCCAUCACGAUGCCGCACGAUGCCGCCGCCAAUGGCCGAUUUUCGACGGGCAUCCCGCACCGUAACAGCAGACAACGUGUUCUUAUUUUGGAAGCGUGGCUGGAUAGAAAUUCUCGUUUCGCCAUGUCAGGGUCCGAUAUCGUCAGAUGUCCCCAACUCACGAGUAUCAAUUAGGAAAUCUCACAACUAGACGUGCAUCUUUUCUCUGGGGAACGUUCCACGUCCCACUUUGUUCCUUUACGCAACAGAAUCCUGCCACCACAAUCACAGUCGUAGUAAUUAUGGGCUCCUGAGCUACCGGCAGAAGAUCACGAACAAAGCAUUCAAGCCCAGCCAGAUGCGGGGAGAAGCAAUUUUCGAGAUAGCACGGGGAAGCUCAGGCCGCUCUGCAGAAGUGGAACAGCACAUCCUCAUGCAGAGUUUUGAGGCUACUGUAGCUAACAGAAACUGGAGAUGGUGCUAGUCUCCGAAGCGAUCUUCUCACCGUCUCUGAGCCAGCUUCGUGUCAGUUGGUUGGCUAAUAGCCCUUGCAUACCUUCUCCUUUCGGCCAGGCACAAACUGUCUUGUUGAUCUGAAGGUGUUGAUCGUCGUUGAAACGCCAAAACACCAAGAUUCAACUUCACGAUAGUUGUACCAACUUCAACUCUGUUCCCAUAGCUAUCAUCAAACACCAUUUCAGUGUUUUCAGCUCUCAAUUCAACCCUUUUUCACCCCCCUUCUUGGAGUCGGUGAGUCAACCCUUGACUCGACUCACACCUAUCUCCCCUUUUUUUUUCCCUUCAUUCCCCUCCAACCUCUUCGUCUUGAAUAUCCACCUUUCACUCAACCGGUCUCAAUUCCGACAUUGACACUUUCUUCGCUCUUCACGAUAGCUACACCUAGCGAUAUUGCACUUGAGCUCAGCAGACCUGAAAACUUCUCUUCUUCCUUUGACCCACUGUUAAACCCACCUGGGCUUGUAUUAAUUAGGAAGCCAAGAGCCAACUCAUUCAGCACAGGUCACUCUCAGUAUGAGUGGCUUCACCUUGAUCGCGAUCCACUCUCCACGUUUCUAUCGUGACAUGACAUUGCCGCGCCCAGGGCAAGAGAUUGUGAACCACUCGUGGAGGCACACGCAAGCUCAGACGUAGAUGGUUUCUUGACCUGGAUCAUACCGAGGAAGCACCUUACACUCCACUGCCACUGCUCCAUAUGGUGAUAUUAUAUGGCAAAUGGUUUCUUUUCCAUUCUCCAUCCGUGACUCUUAUGCUCAUUCCAUCAACCCGUAAACCCCCUAACUAAUCCUUCCACUUUCCGGAUACCGGAAACACAUUCACAGACAGCAUCCAUGUCAUGUGCACUAAUGAAAUGAGGCUCUAACUCAUUCCAUCUAGCGAUGCCUCGCUCACCCGCGGUCCACCUACUAUGGAUAUAGCCGCCGUGCAUGAAGAUGCCCUAGCCCUGGGCUUUUUGCUCGACAAGUACCAUUUUAGGGGUCCAAGGCCCAUCCCGGGGCUUGUGCUUUGUCGUAUCAUUGGCUUGUAAAAGAUCUGAUGCGGUGGUGCUUAGUGAAAUUGCGGCGUUGCGGCUCAGCUAUCGAUGUCGAUUAGUGAUUCUUAUCCGUGAUAGAUUGAGAGCUUGUGGGGUUGUCUCUGAUUCCGCCCGCUUGAUGAGGUUCUCACCAAUUCAUGUUCCAGUGGUGAUAUAUGGUAGAAAAAGGAACAAGAAUUUAUUCAUCAACCCACUCACCGCUAUAAAGGGAUAGUGUGAGAAUAUUCUGUAGCCAUCAUAAUUAUUUGUGACGGUCACUAUUAAGUCUUUGCCAAUUGUCUUCGUUAGUAAUAAUUCUAAAGAUGAUUAAAGAGCUC